GGACAUGAACCAGCGGGGCCCGGCGACCCCCCGGCGCGCCGCACAGCCCCAGCAGCAGGAGGCAGUAGGUGAGGGGCUAGCGGCGCGCACGCCCCCGCCAGCGGCCUCGGCGCGGACCGCUGCCCCAGGCUGUUAGCGGCGGCCCCAGGAGCCGCCCCCCAGCUGCCGCCAUGUCCGACGACUCGGACUCCAUCUCGGAGGAAGAGCGCAGUUUGUUCCGUCCGUUCACGAGGGAGUCGCUGGCCGCCAUCGAGGCGCGCAUCGCCGAGGAGAAUGCCAAGCUCAAGGAGCUCGAGAAGAAGAGGGAGGGCGAGGGAUAUAUGGGACGAAGGAAAAAGAAAAAUGAAGUCCGGUACGAAGACGACGACGAGGACGAGGGGCCUCAGCCCGACCCCACGCUGGAGCAAGGGGCGCCUCUCCCCGUCCGCCUGCAGGGCGGCUUCCCUCCGGAGCUGUCGUCCGUUCCUCUCGAGGACAUCGACGGCUACUACCACAACCAGAGGACCUUCGUGGUGGUGAGCAAGGGGAAGGACAUUUUCCGAUUCAGCGCGACCGACGCCAUGUGGAUACUGGACCCUUUCAACCCGAUCCGUCGCGUCGCGAUAUACAUCCUGGUCCACCCCCUGUUCUCCCUGUUCAUCAUCACGACCAUUCUGACCAACUGCAUCUUCAUGAUCAUGGACCCCACCCCCACCAUCGAGUCCACGGAAGUAAUUUUUACCGGCAUCUACACGUUUGAGUCGGCUGUAAAGGUGAUGGCAAGGGGGUUCAUACUACAGCCGUUCACUUACCUUAGAGAUGCAUGGAACUGGUUGGACUUCGUAGUGAUAGCUUUAGCUUACGUGACCAUGGGGAUAGACCUGGGGAACCUGGCUGCUCUGAGGACGUUCAGGGUACUCCGAGCGCUGAAGACUGUCGCCAUCGUGCCAGGUCUGAAGACCAUCGUCGGCGCCGUGAUCGAGUCGGUGAAGAACCUGCGCGACGUGAUCAUCCUCACGGUGUUCUCGCUGUCCGUGUUCGCACUCAUGGGGCUUCAGAUCUACAUGGGCGUGCUGACGCAGAAGUGCAUCAAGAACUUCCCCACGGACGGAUCGUGGGGGAACCUCACCGCCGAGAACUGGGAGGCGUUCGUCAGCAACGAGACUAACUGGUACAAAGUGGAAGGUGAUAACGACUACAAGCUGUGCGGAAACUCAUCUGGUGCUGGCCAGUGCAAGCCUGGCUUCACGUGUCUUCAAGGCUACGGGGGCAACCCCGACUACGGGUACACGAGCUUCGACACGUUCGGCUGGGCGCUGCUGUCGGCCUUCAGACUGAUGACGCAAGACUACUGGGAGAACCUCUACCAGCAGGUUCUGAGGUCGGCCGGUCCGUGGCACAUGCUGUUCUUCAUCGUGAUCAUCUUCCUCGGAUCGUUCUACCUGGUGAACUUGAUCCUCGCCAUCGUCGCCAUGUCGUACGACGAGCUGCAGAAGAAGGCCGAAGAGGAGGAAGCUGCUGAAGAGGAAGCUCUAAGGGAGGCGGAGGAGGCGGCGCAGGCGCGCGAGAACAAGCUGGCGGCGCGCGAGGAGCGUGCGGCGGCGGCGGCUGCGGCGGCGGCGCGCGGGGAGGACCGCGACGACCCGGGAGGCGGCGGCGGCGGCGGUGGCGGCGUGGCGCAGUCGCCGUCCGACUUCUCGUGCCACAGCUACGAGCUGUUCGUGGGCCAGGAGAAGGGCAACGACGACAACAACAAGGAGAAGAUGAGCAUCCGCAGCGAGGGCGGCGACUCGGUCAGCGAGCACCGCAGCCGCAUGGGCAACGGCAAGGUCCGCAAAGUGAGCGCGGUACGAAGUCAGUACAGAGAACCCAUAACCACCCCAAAAAGCCAGUUUAAUUUUGCUUACCAGGACAGUCUCAUGAAGACGAGCCUCAGCCUGCCGGGUUCGCCGUUCAACCUGCGGCGCGGGUCGCGCGGCAGCCACCAGUUCACGCUGCGCAACGGCCGCGGCCGGUUCGUGGGCACCCCUGGCGGAGACCGCAAGCCGCUCGUGCUCUCCACCUACCUCGACGCUCAGUGUGCGCAGGAGCACCUGCCGUACGCGGACGACUCGAACGCCGUGACGCCCAUGUCGGAGGAGAACGGCGCCAUCGUGGUGCCGGCGUACUACGCCAGCCUGGGCUCGCGGCACUCGAGCUACACGUCGCACGCGUCGCGCGUGUCGUACACGUCGCACGGCGACCUGCUGGGCGCGCCGCCGCUCACCAAGGAGAGCCAGCUGCGCAGCCGCAGCGCCCGGUCUGGCGGCAACCCGGCCGCGGGGGCCGACGGCGCGCACAAGCACCUGGACGGGUCCGUCGACAGCGAAGACGGCAUGAUGAAAGGCAAGCAGCAGAACAACCCGUUCAUCGAGCCCACCAUGCCGCAGACGGUCGUCGACAUGAAAGAUGUAAUGGUUCUAAAUGACAUCAUAGAACAAGCGGCGGGGAGGCAGAGCAGAGCGAGUGAGCCAGGAGUGUCGGUGUACCACUUCCCGGCAGACGAGGAGGACGACGAGCGGACCUUCAAGGACAAGGCGCUGGAGAUCUGCAUGCGCGGCAUCGACAUCUUCUGCGUGUGGGACUGCUGCUGGCCGUGGCUCAAGUUCCAGGAGUUCGUCUCGCUCAUCGUGUUCGACCCGUUCGUCGAGCUGUUCAUCACGCUGUGCAUCGUCGUCAACACGCUGUUCAUGGCGCUCGACCACCACGAGAUGAACAAGGACAUGGACAAGGCGCUCAAGAGCGGCAACUACUUCUUCACCGCCACGUUCGCGAUAGAGGCGACCAUGAAGCUGAUCGCGAUGAGCCCCAAGUACUACUUCCAGGAGGGCUGGAACAUAUUCGACUUCAUCAUCGUGGCGCUGUCGCUGCUGGAACUGGGGCUGGAGGGAGUGCAAGGGCUGUCGGUGCUGCGGUCCUUCAGGCUGCUCCGAGUGUUCAAGCUGGCCAAGUCGUGGCCCACGCUCAACCUGCUCAUCUCCAUCAUGGGCCGAACCGUCGGUGCGCUCGGCAACCUGACCUUCGUGCUGUGCAUCAUCAUCUUCAUCUUCGCCGUCAUGGGCAUGCAGCUGUUCGGCAAGAACUACAAAGACAACGUGGACCGCUUCCCCGACGGCGACAUGCCUCGCUGGAACUUCACCGACUUCAUGCACUCCUUCAUGAUCGUGUUCCGCGUGCUGUGCGGCGAGUGGAUAGAGUCCAUGUGGGACUGCAUGCUGGUGGGCGACUGGUCGUGCAUUCCCUUCUUCCUCGCGACCGUCGUCAUCGGCAACCUGGUGGUUCUGAACCUUUUCUUGGCCUUGCUACUGAGCAACUUUGGCUCGUCCAACCUAUCAGCGCCCACCGCUGACAACGAGACCAACAAGAUAGCGGAAGCUUUCGAGCGCUUUGCGCGCGCACACAACUGGGUCAAGCGCAAUUUACUGCACCUGGCCAAAAUGUUGCGCUCCAAACUGACCAAUCAGAUAUCUGAUCAGACGCCAGACGCCCAUGAGCGAGGCACAGACCUGGAUCUGACAGCAGACGAGAUCCUGGCUGACGGCAUGGUGUACCGCGACAAGAAGAGUCCCAAAGACCAGACACAGCUGGAAGUCGCCAUCGGGGACGGAAUGGAGUUCACCAUACACGGAGACCUGAAAAACAAGCUGAAGAAGGGAAAGCCCAUGAUGAACAACACCAAAAUGAUUGGCAAUUCCAUUCAAGGAAAUCAUCAAGAUAAUAGGAUAGAGGACGACUUUUUGAGAAACCAUGCUGACGAAGAUGCGCUAAGCAACAAGUCGUAUGGCAGUCACAAAAACCGACCAUUUAAAGAUGAAAGUCACAAAGGAAGCAUAGAGACUAUGGACGGAGAAGAGAAGAAAGAUGCGAGCAAAGAAGACCUCGAUCAGGAAGACCCGGAGGAGCCGGGCGACGACGAGGCCCCCGCCGACGACGACCUGGCGCUGGAGGCGGCCACGGAGGACGCGCUGCUCGCGGACUACCCGGCCGAGUGCUGCCCGGACAACUGCUACAAGCGCUUCCCCUUCCUGGCCGGCGACGACGACUCGCCCUUCUGGCAGGGCUGGGCGCACCUGCGCCUCAAGACCUUCCAGCUCAUCGAGAACAAGUACUUCGAGACGGCCGUCAUCACCAUGAUCCUGCUCAGCAGCCUGGCGCUGGCCUUGGAGGACGUUCACUUGCAGCAGAGACCUAUUCUCCAGGACACCCUGUACUACAUGGAUAAGAUAUUCACUGUGAUAUUCUUCCUGGAAAUGUUGAUCAAGUGGCUGGCCCUUGGCUUCAAGAAGUACUUCACUAACGCGUGGUGCUGGCUCGACUUCGUCAUCGUCAUGCUGUCGUUGAUAAACCUCGUGGCCACGUGGGCUGGCGCCGCAGAUAUCCCUGCGUUCCGCUCCAUGCGCACCCUGCGAGCGCUCCGCCCCUUGCGCGCCGUGUCCCGCUGGGAGGGCAUGAGAGUUGUGGUAAAUGCUUUAGUGCAAGCCAUACCCAGUAUCUUCAAUGUGCUAUUGGUGUGCCUCAUAUUUUGGCUCAUCUUUGCCAUCAUGGGUGUUCAGUUGUUCGCUGGAAAAUACUACAAGUGCGUGGACAUGAACCUCACCACCCUGAGCCACGAGAUCAUCCCCGACAAGAACGCCUGCAUCGCGGAGAACUACACGUGGCUCAACUCGGCCAUGAACUUCGACCACGUGGGCAAGGCCUACCUGUGCCUCUUCCAGGUCGCCACGUUCAAGGGCUGGAUCCAGAUCAUGAACGACGCCAUCGACUCCAGAGAGGUGGGAAAACAACCAAUUCGGGAAACAAACAUCUACAUGUACCUCUACUUUGUGUUCUUCAUCAUUUUUGGAUCAUUCUUCACGCUCAACCUGUUCAUUGGAGUGAUCAUCGACAACUUCAACGAGCAGAAAAAAAAGGCGGGGGGCUCGCUCGAGAUGUUCAUGACUGAAGACCAGAAGAAGUACUACAACGCUAUGAAGAAGAUGGGAUCCAAGAAGCCGCUGAAAGCCAUUCCGCGUCCAAGGUGGAGGCCGCAAGCCAUCGUUUUCGAGAUCGUGACGGACAAGAAGUUCGACAUGAUCAUCAUGCUGUUCAUCGGCCUGAACAUGCUGACGAUGACCCUGGACCACUACCAGCAGUCGGAGGCCUUCAGCAAUGUGCUCGACUACCUCAACAUGAUCUUCAUCGUGAUCUUCAGCUCCGAGUGUCUCAUGAAGAUCUUCGCCCUGCGAUACCACUACUUCAAGGAGCCGUGGAACUUGUUUGAUUUCGUAGUUGUCAUCCUGUCCAUAUUGGGUCUGGUGCUCAGCGACAUUAUCGAAAAGUACUUUGUGUCGCCGACGCUGCUGAGGGUGGUGCGAGUGGCCAAGGUGGGGCGAGUGCUGCGCCUGGUGAAGGGCGCCAAGGGCAUCCGCACGCUGCUGUUCGCGCUCGCCAUGUCGCUGCCGGCGCUCUUCAACAUCUGCCUGCUGCUCUUCCUCGUCAUGUUCAUCUUCGCCAUCUUCGGGAUGAGCUUCUUCAUGAACGUCAAGGACAAGAGCGGCCUGGACGACGUGUACAACUUCAAGACCUUCGGCCAGUCCAUGAUACUGCUCUUCCAGAUGUCGACGUCGGCGGGCUGGGACGGCGUGCUGGACGGCAUCAUCAACGAGGAGGACUGCCAGAAGCCCAACAACGAGCUGGGCUACUCGGGCAACUGCGGCUCGGCCACCAUCGGCAUCGCCUUCCUGCUCGCCUACCUGGUCAUCAGCUUCCUCAUCGUCAUCAACAUGUACAUCGCCGUCAUCCUGGAGAACUACUCGCAGGCCACCGAGGACGUGCAGGAGGGCCUCACCGACGACGACUACGACAUGUACUACGAGAUCUGGCAGAACUUCGACCCGGACGGCACGCAGUACAUCCGCUACGACCAGCUGUCCGACUUCCUGGACGUGCUGGAGCCGCCCUUGCAGAUCCACAAGCCCAACAAGUACAAGAUCGUGUCCAUGGACAUCCCGAUCUGCAAGGGCGACAUGAUGUUCUGCGUGGACAUCCUGGACGCGCUGACCAAGGACUUCUUCGCGCGCAAGGGCAACCCCAUCGAGGAGACGGCGGAGCUGGGCGAGGUGCAGGCGCGGCCGGACGAGGUGGGCUACGAGCCGGUGUCGUCGACCUUGUGGCGGCAGCGGGAGGAGUACUGCGCGCGGCUCAUCCAGAACGCGUGGCGCAAGCACAAGAGGCAGCGCCUCGGCGGCGAGAGCUCCGACGAAGGUCCGGAGGACGGGCAGGCGGACGCGCGCGACCGCCGCCAGACCGCCGUGCUCGUGGAGAGCGACGGCUUCGUCACGAAGAACGGCCACCGGGUGGUCAUCCACUCGCGGUCGCCCAGCGUCACGUCCAGGUCGACGGACGUCUGAGCCGGGCCGCGUCCCCCCCUCCCGUUCACGCGCGCCGCGCGCUUCGACUGAAGCGCCACAAUGCGGCCCGCCGACAUCUUCCCCCGGGGACUUGUUUCGUUUCCUUUUUCUUUUCGUUCAGACUCCUCGUUUUACCCGCGGGGCGCCGGCCCCGCGCGAUCAAAAAACACCCGAAAAACCACAAAAACCCGUCGAAUCUCCAGGGAAAGUAACGAGCGAAACACCGAAAGGUUUACGGACGACGACAAUAUCCAGGGGCGUGUGAUGGUGAACUGCUUUACGGAGACCGCUCGUUCCUCUCUGGCUGGGACUCGCUGGACCGCGAAGGAUUCACUCCUGGACUCCGGGAUGUUCUUCUUCCCCCCCUCGUCAGUUUAGCAACAAACUGUCACGUGAACGCACGUUUUCCGCGGGCUCCAGGACGCCAAUUCUUCCGGUCGCGAAGCUAAGAAAUUUCCCCGGAAAAAUUUUUUUUUGGGUGCUGGAAACAUUUCAAUGCUUGGGGAAUUUCACGGACCAGAGAACGAGAAAACAAACAAGGAAAAAAAAAUAAUGGAGUAGGAUAAUUGUUGGGCUUACGCUAGCAUUCUAAUUUGUGGCUAAGAUAUUUUCUUGGAAUAAGAGAAAAGGAAUGGUUAAUAAUUUUAACUUGAGCUUCAUAUGCUUAUUUCAGUCUGCUGUGUUUCCUUGUUACCUACUUAAGAUCUGCGUGUGAUAAAUAUAUAUUUUUUAAAUCAACUUUUUAAGUCCAAAUCCACGGUGGGAGCAUACAUUCAGGAGGGGAGGGACGAAGAUGUCCACGCAAUCAGCAUAGCCUGCAAAUGCUUGUUACGUUUUUCUAUUGUGUGAGAGAACUUCACGUGCACACGUUCAUUCUCUAUGAACACUGGUCUGAAAAUGUGCUUCGUUUUUUGCAAAAGAACUUGACGUGUAAAAAGGACAAAUUUUAAAUUGCCCGAUUUGUUCCGAAUCUUUUGCCAGUGCUACUUAUUUCCCUUGUAUCAUAAUGAGAAGUAAUAAGAUUAAGCUUAGAUUAAGAGGAGUAAGUGGACUCACACCGCUAUCACGUUACUUAUUUUUGUAAUUCGUUGUUGUCUACGUAUAAUUUUUUUUUCGCUGAGGUAAUCGUUGAGAUACACAUACACACAAAAUAUUAAGAAUGAUAAGUAAUGCUUUGACGAUAGUCACAGCUUGUCUUGUACGAAGUAGAAUUAGAUUUUAAAAUUGUGAUUGCAGUCCGUAGACCGUGCUCGAAGUGUGCAUGUUUUUUGUGUGGUUUAAAAAAAAAUAAGAAAACCGGAUUAAAAAAUAAGCCCUCUGUUGUUAAUUAUCAUGUGGUUUUAUAUAUACUAAAUAUUUAUUCAACUCUUUGCCAGCUAUAGAUGUGAUCCUUCUGUCUACAUUCAUCUUUUUUAUAAUUUGAACUAUUUCUUUCUCUACUGUUACGUUUACUUGAUGUAUCAUUUAUUUUUACUUUUUCCAUAUGAAAUAACUACCACAUAUUCACAACACAAGUAUAUUGGUCAGAAAACGUUUAGUUUAUAACAUGUAUAAUUUUUGAUAAAUAUGUCCAAUUUUUUUAAGUCCAUCUUUUGGAUUAACUUUUUAUCUUAGCCAUGUUUUGUUUUGGAAAAAUUAAUCAAACAUUGGUUUUUGAUAACGAUAUUUGUUUAUGAAUAUUUUCUUGAUUCUCGAAGGAAAAAAAAUGAGUUUGCAGUGAUGUAAUAAAUGCAACACGACUUGUUUAAUUUUGGCGUUUGAAUGGUGCAUCAGAAAGUAAAUGUUUCCUGUAAUUUAUAAUAUAAAUGAUAAGCAUUUCUUCACGUGUAUUAUGAAAUGAUCAAAAAUUUGAUACCAUGUUUCCUUAAUUUAUGAGGAAACUACAACUGAAAUCCGUGCAAUCCAGCUUUAAAAAAUUGUCAGUAAUGCAAACGCUUCCACUUUGUUGCUGAUUUUAAUUACGGUAGAUUAAGAUUUGUGUGUUAUAAGUCAUAAGUGCGCCAGACAGGCACCAUCAAACUCACGAAGGUGAAGGUUCUAGAAAUAUCGUACACAUUUAACAGCAAUAAUUAACACAGAACAUUUCGCAAAAGCAUGUCUUGGUUGUAUGUCUGGAAUAGUGUAAAAGGUCGCCAUAAUUUGUAACUUUAAAAGGCCCAGUAUAUUUUUCUUUUUGGAACAGUAUUAAUUAAUCAUCUAAGUUAGUUGAGUCAUAAAACCCAAAUAUGAAGAAUUGUUGACAAUAACCAGUAUUGUGUAUUUUUAGGCGGAUAAACGAAGACAUUUCUUGAUUUUUUUGGUGGAAUAACUGCUUGCAGAUCAUAAAAAUUUCUCAUUGAACUAUUCCUUCCCCUAAAAUGAGAAAUUUUAAUGUUCAAUUAAGGAAAGUGUUUUUAGGGCCAAUUUGAUUAAUUUAUUAGCAAGACACAUCAACUGCAGUGUAAUGAUAAUGUUUUUGUUUUAGGUAAUACACAUUUUAGUUGUUAUUUUGUGUUACCGUUGGUGAUAGCUAAGAGGCAAGACAGAAACAAAAACUUGUGAUAAUGGUCAAGCUGAGUGAAACAUAAAUUAAAUAUUACACUCUGUGGAGUCGUUUGUGUAAAACAUGUUGAAAAUAAAUAUAAGCGAAUGGAAGCAUAACAAAAUAAUAGGUUAUGAUGUUAAUUAUACUAAAGAUUAAUACGAUAUUAAAAAAAACUAAAAACUUUCUUAUCCUAAAGCUAUUGCUGCAGUAUGCGUGGAAUCAUCUGUAAGCUUUUAUUAAUUCACUCACAAAAACCGAAGCACUCAUCAGUCAAAUCACUUUGUGCUUUUAAGGUAUCGGCAGCUCUGUCUUUUUUCGACUUUGUCAUGUUCAUACAUAAUAGAUAUAUAAAUAUUUAUCACGCAUAUAUAUAAUUAUUAACUGAGAGAAUUACGAAUGUUGAAGCUGUUUCAAAGUAACAUAUGCUUUGCACCGUGAAAUGUGUGUAGUAAAUGAAGCGUUCAGCACUUAUUUUGUUUGAAGAUUAGUGACGCUAAACACUUUGUUGGUGACAUUCUUCUAUAAAUAUGUGUUUUAAAAAGCUAUGAAGCGUUUUAUACUUUUGUUUUUAAAUAAACCCUUUGGCUGCUGAGACAAUGUUUAAAACGUGUGAAGAUUAUUUUUUAUAUUGGUGUUUGUAAUAUUAUCCUUUAGAAAUUUUUUUAACAAAUUGUACAGUUUAAAAGCCAAAUAAUUUCUUUUGAUUCAAAAUGGGGUGAACAGUACAGUUUUUUACACUUAUUUUCUAAUAAUCAAAAAAAAAUCCUCUUUCCUCACUUUACUUGUCUAAUGUACACGGGUUCUUAAAUAAAAAAAAACAGGAAUGGUAAAUAUGCAAGAAUCAUUGUCACUUUUAAAAAAGCUUUAACCUUCGUUUAGGAGCUUUGUAAAUUGUUGCAUCUAUGGUAACCCAAUUUGAGCUCUUGUUCGCUAACCUGGGUAGUGCAUUGUUCAUUCAUAAUAGUUGCAGUUGUGAAAUUUUCAACCAUUCAUCAUUCAAAAGCUUACAUUUUCUAAACAAUAUUUACAAUCAAAAAGUAUGGGAUGAAUACAGUUUAUUUAAGAAUGAAGAAAUAUUGUUAUUUAUUAUUUUGGAUCAAAAAUUGUAUUCAAAUUAAAAUACAUUUCUGCAGGCACAGAAAAAUGUUAGAAAAAAUGUAAAUUUUUUACUUAUGUCAAUAAUAUUACAUGAGUUAUUGGUUAUAGCACAAAUUUGGUUAUUUGUAAGUAAAAGUGGUUAUAAUACAAACUUUUAAA
Bacillus rossius redtenbacheri is the source of this 10188-nucleotide messenger RNA. It is a transcript of the gene para, whose product is annotated as sodium channel protein para. Gene Ontology annotation, cellular component: plasma membrane; voltage-gated sodium channel complex. Gene Ontology annotation, molecular function: voltage-gated sodium channel activity; calcium ion binding. The coding region runs from base 171 to 6407 and encodes 2078 amino acids. The transcript has 35 exons. The record is from RefSeq and is a predicted model, not a curated record. Gene Ontology annotation, biological process: neuronal action potential; sodium ion transmembrane transport; membrane depolarization during action potential. NCBI's taxonomy places the organism in Eukaryota, Metazoa, Arthropoda, Insecta, Phasmatodea, Bacillidae.